This is a messenger RNA of Centropristis striata (black sea bass), 4295 nucleotides long. It is a transcript of the gene lzts2a, whose product is annotated as leucine zipper, putative tumor suppressor 2a. Gene Ontology annotation, biological process: negative regulation of canonical Wnt signaling pathway; cell division. The transcript is spliced from 8 exons. Bases 240 to 2612 code for a protein of 790 amino acids. The record is from RefSeq and is a predicted model, not a curated record. Lineage: Eukaryota; Metazoa; Chordata; Actinopteri; Perciformes; Serranidae.
CCAUUUGAAAGUCCUCGUGUCGGGAUAUGAAGUCCUGGAGCGCCACAGAGGCAACGGCAGUAAGCUGGAGUGUUGGAGGGAAGAGGUAGACGACGGGGAGAAGAAGGAGAGAAUCCGAGUCAACAGAGACUGGAGUGAUUUUUACGUUUAUUUUCUUUUUUACCAAGAGAGACAAGUGGAGGCAGCGAUGCAGGGCUCUCACUGGGAGUGCGAGGUGUGUCUGAAGCCGUCGGGGUGCCAUGGCUCUGGUUCAGGCACUACCCGUGACCGUGACUGACCACCCCAAUCCUGGUCUCGAAGUCCAGCAGUGUCGGCCGCUGUCGUCCCACUCCCCCUCGGGACCCUGCCCUGGCCCCUGUGGGCCCUGCAGCUCUGGGACAACCAUGGGUUCUGUCAGCAGCCUCAUAUCAGGCCGGACCUAUCAGGAGAGGCACUGUCGGGCCGCCAGCGAAUUCACCACCAAGUCACGUCGCUCCACGCCGGCGACCAGCUGCUUCCGGCUCCAGGAUAACACUCUCCGCAGCGGGAGCUCCCUGGAGCAGCUGCUGGUCGUCAGCAACCAAACGCUUCCCCAGGCACAUGUUGUGCCUCCACCGCUGCCCACCAAGAAGCAGCCCCGGCCUGGUAACUCUGCCGGGACAGGUGGAAACUCUGCCGGGGCAAGUACUGGAGUGGUCGCUGGAGCAGUAGGUGGUGGCACUAAUGGGAACUUUGGGCAUGUGAGCAAUGAGGUGGUGGUUGGAGACUGGAAUGAGAAUGUGGUAGUGGCAGCUGCAAGCCCCUGCAGUGACUCGGAGGACCAAAGGGACAACAGGACACUGAACGGCAACAUUGGAGGGCCUCCUCCAAAACUCAUCCCAGUAUCCGGACAGUUAGAGAAGAACAUGGAGAAAGUGCUGAUACGUCCUACAGCGUUCAAACCUGUCGUUCCCAAGAAUCGUCACUCUGUGCAGUACUUGUCACCACGGCCGGGGGGCAGCAGUCUGUCAGAGAGCCAGGCCAGCCUCAACCUCCUGCUGCCCCUCAGUGGACCAAACAACGCCAGCGGCUCCAACGGCAUCGGAGGGAGCAGCAGUUCUAGUUCUGAAGGGAAGCGCAACUCCUACAGCGGCUGCCGCAAUGCUCGCAGCAGCCAGUCCUGCUCCAUGUCAGAUUCAGGCAGGAACUCCCUCUCCAGCCUCCCUACCCACAGCAGCACAGGCUACAGUCUGGCCCCCAGUGAGGGCUCCAGCUCUGGGUCUGCCUCUGGGGGCCAGCUGGAGCCUGUGACAGGCCGUAACACUUCAGGUGGAAGCGGGAGCCACGGCCACACUAACUCAGACAGUGGACGUUCAUCUUCCAGCAAGAGCACAGGCUCGGGGUCGCUAAGUGGGCGCGGGCAGCCCCUGUCAGACAGCGGGUCAUGUGGUCACUCGCCGCCACCCGUGGAGGGCUAUGAGGCGGUGGUGAGGGAGCUGGAGGAGAAGCUGAAGGAACGAGACCUGGAGCUCCAGCAGCUCCGGGAAAAUCUGGAUGAGAAUGAGGCUGCCAUAUGCCAGGUGUAUGAGGAGAAGCAGCGUCGCUGUGAAAGAGAGAUGGAGGAGCUGAGACAGAGCUGUGCAUCAAAGAUGAAGCAGGCUUCUCAGAAGGCCCAGAGGGCGCAGCAGGUCCUGCAGUUACAGGUAUUUCAGCUCCAGCAAGAGAAAAAGAAGCUGCAGGAGGAUUUCUCCUCUCUGCUGCAGGACAGAGAGACACUGGAAAGAAGGUGCGCCACCAUCCAGAGGGAGCAGACCCAGCUAGGACCACGCCUGGAAGAGACGAAGUGGGAGGUAUGUCAAAAGUCAGGAGAGAUCUCCCUCCUGAAGCAGCAGCUGAAGGAGAUCCAGUCGGAGCUCUCCCAGAAGGCCGGAGACAUUGUGGUUCUGAAAGCCCAGCUGAGAGAAGCCCGUUCUGAACUGCAAGCUUCCCAGGCUCGAACCCAGGAGGCAGGGACGGCCCUGCGGACUCGAUCUCUGGAGCUAGAAGUCUGCGAGAACGAACUCCAGAGGCGCAAGAGCGAAGCCGAGCUGCUCCGGGAGAAAGUGGGCCGUUUGGAAGAGGAGUCAUCCCGCCUCCGAGACACUCUGUCCAAUCACAGCGGACACUCUCUACCUGGAAAUAUGACCAUGAAGGGGCAAUGCAUGAGCCUCUCACUCCCGCUGGGUAGAGGUAUGACAGGGAGGGGUGGUCCAAGUCCAUCUUUGUACCGGGAUGUGGAGGAGACUCAUCUGGUCUGGGGAGGGGAGAGUGAUGAAGCCAAGGCUCAGAGGCAGAAUGCAGAAGCAGUGCUGGGAUUCAGACAACAGGUUGACAGGCUGAAGGCUGAACUCAUGUACGAGAGGAGGACUAGCGAGGAGCAACUCUCACGGUUUGAGGAUGAGAGGAGGGUGUGGCAGGAGGAGAAGGAAAAGGUAAUCCGCUACCAGAAACAGCUGCAGCAGAACUACAUCCAGAUGUACCGACGAAACCGGGAUCUUGAGCGCGUGAUGCGGGAGCUGAGUCUGGAGUUGGAGAGCAGGGACAUGGAGGACUAUGAGGUCCACAGUGGCAGCAACGACAUCCACUUUGAGGAAAUCACCGCCACUGAGAUCUAAAAAAAACACACAUUUACAGUACUAUGUGCACAGAAACAUGGAAACAUAACUCACAAAAUACUCUGAGGAUGUAAACCAAACAUUGAACUCCAGGCCAAAUACUGCACUACCUUCAACAUGGCUUUACCUGGACCACUAAACGAGCACUCACCACUCGUCACUGUCAAAAGGGAGGUCUCCCAAAGGUGCAUUCUUACUUCCUGUACCCCAAUAAAUCCCUAUAAUGUGUCCACUCCGAUGCUUUUGAGGGGUUUUUAUUCCACUACAAAGCCAGCACAAAGACUUCUUUCCUUCUGUGGGAGCAAAAGCAGCGAAGAAAGUGUUUCUUUCACAGACCAUGUUCAAAUCAGGGUAUUGAAAAUCUGCGGGAACUUAAAGCAAAAAAUUUUACUACAGGCACAGCAGUCUGGUCAAAGUGCAGUCACACCUUUUCUCGGUAGCACACAAGGCUUAAUGCCCGGCCACCAGCAUGCAUGUAAUGAUGCAUCAUGUCAGCAGUCCCAUCAACACCACCGCUGCUUGGCUAUUAAUAAUGAUCUCAUCACCCGUCCAAACAACAGCUGUACUAGUCCUCUACUGAAGGGAAAGUAACACCAAAUAUUACAACAUCUGCUGUAUGUUAUGGUGUUCAGAGGAUCAGCAGUUCAUUUCAUUUCAUGAGAAAAAAGGCAAAAAAUAUUUUUGUGCUUGUGCUCCAUUUCCUCAACAGAGUGUUUGAAAAAAGAAUGUAUUGUGACUGUUGUCCCUCCGGAGAUUUGGAGUAUAUAUAGUCAUCACCUGCGAUGAAAGAAUCUGCUCAUUGAGGGAAACAUGAUACCAUUUUGCACAACCUCUCUUUGCCCUUUUGUGUGGGAUACAACUGUCACUCUUCUGGAGGAAAUCAUCAAACUUCAACAAACCAUUUUUGGCAUUCACAUGUGGACAUCCGACUUUUGAAAACCACAGAGGACACAGAGACUAAACGUUCAAAGAAAGAACGCUGCUUGUGUUUUCUAGAACACCAACAGUCUGCUGGGCUCCUUCAGACAACGCAGAAAGCUCUGACAUAAACAUUUACAUUUUACAGUUAUGUAGCACUUCGAAACAGACCAUAGCAUGGGAGAUAUCACCAGGAUGCUGCUGAUUCUCGUCUUUCUCUUUCUAUUUCUGUCCCUCUGUCUGCUCUCUCUUUCCAUCUCUAUCUCUGCUUCUUACUCAACUAUUUUUAACAGUCUGCAGUCGGUAUCAGGAAACUAAAAAUGGAGCACAUUCUUUCAGUUAGUUUGUGACGUCACUGAGAGAUUUAAGGCAUGCUUAUUCAGAGUUUCCGUUUAUUCUCCUUCAUUUCCAUUAGUGCUCUUUUUUUUUUUUUUAGCUUUUGGCAGCCCAGAGCCAAAUAACACUUUUUAAAGUCUUCCUAGUCUCCCCUAGACUAUAAUCUUCACUGACUGCUAUACAGGUAGCAAGACUGGCAUGUCUGCAUGUCUUUGUUAUAUCAGAUUUCAGAAGAAGCCGGUUCAGAUAGAGGUGAGAUGAGAGUUUGCAGAUGCAGUAGCUCCAGCGCUGAAUGUCCAUAAGGCAGGUCAGUUGUUGAAGCCCUUAAUGUAAAGCAGUGAGGAGCAUGUUGACAUUUGAAGUUGUUUUCUCAUAGAUGCAGGGCUGUGUGUAACACUGAGAACAUGAAGAGAAGAAGUGGGCUGAGAA